AUGAACACAAACGUAAUAGAAGAUGGUCACGAUUCGCAGGGGCACUAUCUCUGCGAAUGUUCAUGGGCGGUGGUGAUCGCUUACCAUCAGGUAAACCAACCAGUCCAAUCUCAUGGUGAACGGCAUGACGCGUCGCGGGACGUCAAGCACGAGCGUCAGUCGGCGUGUGACGACGUCAUCGCUGACGUCAGUACGUCGGACGAACGGCGCGCCCGUGCGAGCACUCGAGACGGACCCGCGCCAAAUUGUUUGAAGUAUGAAAGAAUCAUAAAAAGCGAUAAAGACAAACAGGAUAUUGUUAACAAGAUUAACAGUCGAAGAAAUAAGGUCGCAUCUGGUGAUAUACGUUCGCUGCCACCAGCGAGUAAUAUGAUGAAAGUGAAAUGGAAUGAAGAAUUAGAGAAAUCAGCACAGCGUUGGGCUGACCAAUGUGAAGGCGGUCUGGAUUUAGAAGACACUUGUAGAAAUUUAGAGAACAUUCCUGUGGGACAAAACAUUGCUACACUGUACGGCGAAGUAACAGAUGUCAAACCGUCUACAAUGGUUGAUCUGUGGUACAUGCAGCUUCUUCAUAUAAACCCUGCUAUUAUAGCCAAGUACCAACCAUCAUCGACAAGACGUUUCCACCGUCAUGAUUACUUCACCCAACUGGUUUGGAGUGAAACCACAGAUGUAGGUUGCGGCGCGGUUAAAUUUCAAGAACGUUUCCCAGAAACUUUUAAUAAAAGUAGAACAGUUUUUCGUUUGGUUUGUAACUUUAUGCCGUGUGGUAAUAUUGAGGGACAACGUGUGUACAAUCAAGGACCUCCAUGCUCUUCUUGUGGACUGAACAUUAAUUGUGAUUCAAAUCAUAAAUAUUUAUGCGAGCAAAAAAUAGAAGUAGUAAAAACUAGACCAAAUGCAGAAGAAAUGAAUUAUAGCAUUGUUUUAAAUAACACGCAACUAAACAAAUUAGAAAAUGCACCAAACGCAAAAAACAAUUCUUUGGCUGAAGCAACUGAAUCAGUAACGGGUGUAGAUAGUGACAUAACACUUGAUUUAUUUUCCUUUUUAAUUAACAUUAAUGAAAAUACAACAACUCCACAUACUGAAAUUACACGAUUAUGUAAAGAUGUAUUAUUUGUGGACGAAUUUAUGGACAUACUAAGAAAGAAGCUAAGCACAGAUACUUUAUUGAAGGACAUGUUAAUGACUACAAAAACAGCGCAAAGUGAUAAACAAUAUUCUGAUGCCAAAAUAGAUGCUAUUGUUAGUAAAAUUUAUGGGCAGAAAACGACGCCUACAUCUACAAAAACAACAAUGAGUGAAAGUAUAAAUUCAACAUUGCUUGUGGAUUUAGUGGAAGCUGUUAUCUUUAGAAGUCGAGAUAAAAUUUCAAAAGGUGAAGACACAUCUUCAGUAUUAGAUGCAUCAAUUGAAGCGAGAACGGUUCAAAUGCAGGCUGAAUUAGCUGAAACACGGCAAAAUCAAGAAUUUACUGGUCACUAUUUCUUUCCUGAAGAGGAAGAACGGGAAGAGAACAUCAAAGAACAAACAGAACCUUAUUAUGAUUCCUCUAUAGUACCGAUAUCGGAAAUAGAACUAGAAAUUGAAGAAUUAAAAAGAAACAGAGGAACGAAAGAUUUUCUUGACGACAUUUUAGAGACUGAUCUCUACACAGAAAGCCAGGAGCGAAAUCAUUUCAUUACAUUUGAUGAUAAUAAAGGUACCUAA
Messenger RNA from Zerene cesonia (dogface butterfly), 1713 nucleotides. RefSeq names its product cell wall protein PRY3-like. The record is from RefSeq and is a predicted model, not a curated record. Bases 1 to 1713 code for a protein of 570 amino acids. Lineage: Eukaryota; Metazoa; Arthropoda; Insecta; Lepidoptera; Pieridae. The transcript has 9 exons.